Prorocentrum cordatum is the source of this 453-nucleotide messenger RNA. The record is from the annotation of a GenBank genome assembly. NCBI's taxonomy places the organism in Eukaryota, Dinophyceae, Prorocentrales, Prorocentraceae.
GCGAGGGCGGCCAGGGCCCCCGCGGCGCGCGGCCGCGUCACGGCGGCGCUGCGGGGGGUCUUCGAGCCCGUGGAGAGGGCCCCGGCGCCCGAGGGCCGCCCGGACCUGGGCGCGGGCCCGCGGCUGGAGCGGCGGAAGCUCGACUGGGGAAACCUGGCCUUCCUGGAGCGGCUGGUGCGGCGCGGGAUCCCCGUGGACGGCGACUGGAAGGAGACUACAUGGGAGAAGGCGUGCGAGGAGAAGGGCGCGCCGGCCGACUUCGCCGCGCCGCCGCCUCCGGACGUGCUGAAGGAGUUCGUGGAGCAGAACCUGUGCCAGCUGGUAAACAAGCCGUGGGCCAAGGAUCGGAGAAGAAAAAGCAGCACGAAGGAGGAGGCAGAGCCGCCGCGGCGCGAGACCAGCCCGCCGCCCCGGGCCGAGCCCGCGUGCGACGGAGCCGCGGCGCCGGCCGCG